Molecule: messenger RNA, 1430 nt
Organism: Cuscuta epithymum
Lineage: Eukaryota; Viridiplantae; Streptophyta; Magnoliopsida; Solanales; Convolvulaceae
Source: the annotation of a GenBank genome assembly
GCAACAUGGAGAAAGUUUUCCCACCUGGCUUCUUUGAUGUAAGUGAACAUUUAAUCAUCCAUUUGCCGUAUGAAGCUAGAGUUUGCGGUCCACCACAAUAUCGAUGGAUGUAUAUGUUUGAGAGGUUUCUUGGAACUCUAAAGAAAAAAAUAACAAACAAAGCACACAUUGAAGCAUCAAUAUGUAGUGCAUAUAUUGAUGAAGAGUUAUCAACGUUCGCCUCAUAUUACUUCGACUCUUCUAUACGAUCCAAACGUAUGCGUUUUGCUCGACACGAUGAAGCCGCUUCUUCUUCAGGGCCGAUGGCUUUUUCGAUUUUCAAUCAUCCAGGUCGUGGUAAUGGGAAAUCCAAGAAGCGCUUUAUUGUUGGUGAGGAAAUGAAAGUGGCAUACACGUACAUCUUACUCAACUGUGCUGAAGUUCGACCUUACUAUGAUCAAUUUGUAUAUUUUCUUCAAUCGCAAGGGCAUACAAACAUUGAUCUUAUCAUUGCAAACAAUUUUUCUGAUUGGUACACUGCAUAUGUACUCAAUCCUUGCAAUGGAGUAUCUGACCCUUUUAUUAGAGCUCUAGCGGGUGGAAUAAGUUCACUUGCAAGAGCAUGGCCAGCAUAUAUAGUUGGUGGGUACACAUUUCACACGACAUCUUAUGGAGCUCGGAAAAAAACAUUCAACAGUGGAAUCUGUGUGCGCUCUUCAAAUUUUAACAAUGCAACCACAGAUUGGAUUGGUACUUUGGAAGAGAUACUUGAAGUUGACAUACUCUGUCCGCAUCCACUUCGAGUUGUGCUUUUUAAAUGUAAAUGGGUUGACCCUGUGCGAGGAAUGCAAAUACAUAACAAGUAUAACAUUGUGGAUGUGAAGUUAGAAUGUGUGUAUAAGGUUUUUGAGCCUUUCAUACUAGCACAACAAGCUAGUCAGGUGUUCUUUUUGGAAUACCCAGGUUCCCGAGGAGUAAAUGCGAGAGGAUGGAAAUGUGCUUGCAAAGUUAAAUCCAGAAGGACAAUUGAGGGUCAAUGGAAAGAUGUAGAUGAUUCUCCCUAUCAAAUUGAUGAAACACAACCUCCUCCUAUUGUUGAAAUAACGGAAGAAUUCAUUGAGUUGCAAGACGGAGGACUACAAAUAACAGUCCCUAUAGAAGAAGUAAUUGAAGCAGGGACCGUAACAGAAGACGUGAGUCCAGAACUCGUUGAUUACGUGGAAGAGUACGGCCCACAAAUUAACUUCACGGAUGCGUAUGAAAGUGAUGAAGACCAUGAAGAUGAACAAGAAGAAGACACUGACAAUGAAGAAGAGUGAAGUGGCAUCAUAAGCAUAUGUAACUCUUUAUUGGAUCUAUGUUCAAGUGGAAUUCGAAAUUUAAAUAAUUCGUAAUUUGAUAAUAAAUUAAUUGCUUUUUUGGUGUAAUUUGUUAUGGAAAUUUAAUUGUCC